AUGAAGGGUCAUGUGAAAGAUGUCAUACUUCACCGGUUCAAUAUGCCAAAGAAAAUGUUGUUGCGCCAUCUUCACCCUCUUGUUAUCUCCUUCAAAUUGGGAAUAUCUUUCUCCGCGACAAAAACCGCAAAUGAUUCCCAAUCUAAAACCUCAAAGAACGGAAGAACAUAG
Messenger RNA from Papaver somniferum (opium poppy), 171 nucleotides. RefSeq lists its product as uncharacterized. Bases 1 to 171 code for a protein of 56 amino acids. The record is from RefSeq and is a predicted model, not a curated record. The transcript is spliced from 2 exons. Lineage: Eukaryota; Viridiplantae; Streptophyta; Magnoliopsida; Ranunculales; Papaveraceae.